AUGGGUAAAGAGAGGACAUAGUUUCUACAGAGUGAGCUUGUCUGCUCCUCCUAUUCGGGUCUCUCAUCUCCUCCAGCAUGAUGCGACUGUGGCUCCCCAGAGGCCCCUGUGUGGCAGCUGUGGUCCUGACACUGAUGGUGCUGAGUCCUCCCGUGGCUUUGGUCAGGGACCCCCGACCUCGGUUCUUGGAAUAUUCUACAUCCGAGUGUCAUUUCUACAACGGGACGCAGCGCGUGCGGUUUCUGGACAGAUACUUCUACAACCGGGAGGAGUAUGUGCGCUUCGACAGCGACGUGGGCGAGUACAUCGCGGUGACCGAGCUGGGGCGGCCGGACGCCGAGUACUGGAACAGCCAGAAGGACUUCAUGGAGAACAGGCGGGCCCUGGUGGACACUUACUGCAGACACAACUACGGGGUCGUGGAGAGCUUCACUGUGCAGCGGAGAGUUGAGCCCCAGGUGACUGUGUACCCGACAAAGACGCGGCCCCUGGACCACCACAACCUCCUGGUCUGCUCUGUGAGCGGCUUCUACCCCGGAAACAUUGAAGUCAGAUGGUUCCGGAACAGCCAGGAGGAGAAGACUGGGGUUGUGUCCACAGGCCUGAUCCGGAAUGGAGACUGGACCUUCCAGACCCUGGUGAUGCUGGAGAUGGUUCCUCAGAGUGGAGAGGUUUACACCUGCCAGGUGGAGCACCCCAGCCUGACCCGCCCUGCCACAGAGGAGUGGAGUGAGUGGGAAGCUCCUGACUUGUGAAUC
This is a messenger RNA of Peromyscus eremicus (cactus mouse), 758 nucleotides long. Its product is annotated as H-2 class II histocompatibility antigen, I-E beta chain-like. The record is from RefSeq and is a predicted model, not a curated record. Gene Ontology annotation, biological process: immunoglobulin production involved in immunoglobulin-mediated immune response; immune response; peptide antigen assembly with MHC class II protein complex. Lineage: Eukaryota; Metazoa; Chordata; Mammalia; Rodentia; Cricetidae. The transcript is spliced from 3 exons. The coding region runs from base 78 to 755 and encodes 225 amino acids. Gene Ontology annotation, cellular component: late endosome membrane; MHC class II protein complex; lysosomal membrane. Gene Ontology annotation, molecular function: MHC class II protein complex binding.